This is a messenger RNA of Dromaius novaehollandiae (emu), 2580 nucleotides long. RefSeq names its product calcium homeostasis modulator 3 (gene CALHM3). The transcript has 3 exons. Gene Ontology annotation, molecular function: monoatomic cation channel activity. Gene Ontology annotation, cellular component: plasma membrane. Lineage: Eukaryota; Metazoa; Chordata; Aves; Casuariiformes; Dromaiidae. The coding region runs from base 589 to 1569 and encodes 326 amino acids. The record is from RefSeq and is a predicted model, not a curated record.
UGACCUGAUAUGCCAAAGCCGUGUGCGUGUGCUCCUCCUGGCCCUGCCCGCUCCAGCUGGGGACCGGCGACGCCGGAGCCAGGAGCCAGGAGCCAGGAGCCAGCCCUCGGCUGGGAAGGAGCCGGGAGGCAGCAGGGAUGCAAAUGAGCUCAUUUGCCUGGCCCGGCUUCUCGCAGCCGCUCGGCAGCCUGUGCUCGCGGAGGGGGAGGCAGCUCCCGCAGCGGCCAUGCAGCGGCCCCUGGGAAAGGGGGCAGCCGGUCACUGGCACCUGGCACCCAAAUCCAUCCGCUUGCCUGGAAAAGCCACCGAGCGCUGAGUCCUCGUCCUGAAAGAGAGGCGUCUGGCUGGAGACGGAGCUGCAGAAACGGCGCACUCCGGGGCUGGGCUGGUGGGAAGCUCGAGGAGGCGGAGGAGCUGCUUUGCUUCCAAGCCGGUGGCCGCAGGAAGGUUUGCACGCGGCCGCCGCAGCCCUGCUUCCCUCUGCUCCUGCGCCAGGCUGAACUGCUGCACCGCCCACCCUGAGGCUGCGGCAAGGGCUGCGAAGCUCGGCUGCUUCCCAGGAACAGCAGCCCUCACCCAAAACACACCAUGGACCGUUUCCGGAUGAUCUUCCAGUACUUCCAGUCCAACUCAGAGUCUGUGACGAACGGCGUCUGCGGGCUGCUCGCCCUGGCUAGCGUGAAGAUGUACGCUUGCUUUGACUUCAGCUGUCCCUGCCUGCCGCGGUACAAUGAGGCGUACGGCUUGGGGGUCCUGCUCAUCCCCCCCAUCGCCCUCCUGCUCUGCAGCUUGCUGCUCACCCGGCAGCCCGUGGCGGUGCUGGAGGAGUGGAGGAGGCCACGGGGGCGCAGGAGGAAGGACCCAGCUGUUAUCAGGUACAUGUGUUCCUCCGUCCUGCAGCGAGCCAUGAUUGCCCCUGUCGUCUGGAUCAUAGUCACCCUCCUGGAUGGGAAAUGCUUUAUCUGUGCUUUCAGCGGCUCUGUGGAUCCCGAGAAGUUUGCGGGCUUUGCCAAUGCCACCCCGGCGCAAGUGCAGCAGCUUCUCGCCAAAGUGCCCUGCAAAGAUGACGAGUUCAUGAGGAACAACACGUCCCGAAAGGCAGUGUCGAGGUACCUGCGGUGUUGGUCCCAGGCACUUGGCUGGAGCAUUUUGUUGAUCCUGAUCAUAGCAGCUUUCCUUGCCCGUUGGCUGAGACCUUGCUUCAGCCCGGCCGCCCUCCUGCAGACACGUUACUGGAGCAACUACAUUGACAUUGAGCAGAAGAUUUUUGAGGAAACCUGCUGCGAGCACAGCCAGCACUUUGCUCACCAGUGCAUCCUCCACUUCUUUGAAAGCAUGCGGAAAGAGAUCAAAUUGCAUAGCUUCAACCUGCACAGGGAGGAGGAGGCUGAAGGAGAGGAAGACCUUCUCCGGGGCAUCACAGACCAGGAUCAGGUGAACGAGCUUCUGCAAACAUGGUACUACGAGAAACCGCCCUUGGAUGUGAGCCAGGUGACCCAACGGCAUCCUCUGGAGGGAGAGCGAUCGCCGGCACCCUGGCCCCAACCCCCCCAGCACACUGAUGUCUAGAGGGGGCUCUGCACCCAAGGGGCACCGUCGUGCCCAGCCUUGCCAGCAAAAUCUCCAGCCUGAACUAGUGAGGUCCUUACGAUCCAAGGGACACAGCUGCCAUUAAUGACAUUUCUUGUCCGAGGGCUCUGCAUAGCUUCUUUGUCAUAAUAAAGAGUUGGCAGCUUUUAAAGCUGUGCUAAAACCCUUCUGGCUCCAGGAGGAAUUUAACCUACGCAGCAACAUCUGGCUGUGUGUGCAAACACAUUGAAACAGCAGCUUAAAGGAGGUGUGAGUAGCUCCUGCCCAUUUCAGUGAAAUCUGAUUAGGACAGUUAGCAUUGCUGACACUGAAAUGAUUUAAUUGGCAACUCUUUUAAUACCGCGCCAACAUGUUUACUCAAAACGCAAACGCACCUCCUACAUCUUCCCAUCUGCUGAGAGCUCUGGCUGCCCCCAGCCCAGCUGCCAAACUAUUCAGCCUCUCUCUAAGAACCCAUCAAUACAUCUAUGCAUUUUCAAAACAAAAUAUGGCAACACACUGGAAUUUAUAGAGGGGCGUAAAAUUAAUUGAAGGUACUCUCAGGUCAGCACCAGGUGACCCUGGUUUGGGUUGGGUUUGCAGAAUGACAAGGAUAUGGAGGCUUUUCUUAACGUACCCAAAGCCAUGGGACUGUGCUCAGGUUCAGCUGGCUGCUGUAAGAGUGGGCAUUUGGCCACGGAAAGGACAGCAGACACAUGGACUCUACCAGAAAAGUCUGAAUCCAGAUUUUAAACAAUACCCUGCAAGAUUUUAGUUCAAAACCCUCUGUCUGGAGGAUCAUCCUUGGAUCACUUAGUUGGGCAUUUCCAUCCUUAGUUUCAAUAUUGUUUAAAUAUAACCUUAUCUCUGGGCUUGUAACACUAGUUAUUUUCUUACUUGCCUUUUUCCAGCCCCCGUUGUAGAUAUUUAGUCUCAGCCAUCCUGCCAGUUUGACUAAUGUUUAUGUUGGCAAUUGCUACUUGGAUAUAUUAAACUUUUUUUACCCCAAGU